AUGAAUAGAAUUCUUUAUCGCUUUCUCACUGUUAGGGAAGCUGCAGAGUAUUGCAUUGCUCUCCAUCUGAAAACCAAGUCCUGGAAGCAUACGCAUCUCCUCAAAACCAUUAAUCAAGUCCCCAGUUGGGCAUGGUAUAAUAUCUCAGUACCAAGUUCUAGUUCUACCCUUAUAUUCAGGCUUUCGUUCCGCGCUGCAUUGUUCUGGAAGUGGCAUUAUACAGGAUCUGCUGCUGCAUGGCUGCUGGAGUCUCGAUGUAUGUUACAACAACCAGACACUAAUGUGAUGUCUCUGGCUAUUGGAAUGGAAGUUUUGAGGUCCCAUCCUUAA
Molecule: messenger RNA, 330 nt
Organism: Prunus armeniaca (apricot)
Lineage: Eukaryota; Viridiplantae; Streptophyta; Magnoliopsida; Rosales; Rosaceae
Source: the annotation of a GenBank genome assembly